Nylanderia fulva is the source of this 784-nucleotide messenger RNA. RefSeq names its product TATA-box binding protein associated factor 13 (gene Taf13). The record is from RefSeq and is a predicted model, not a curated record. Gene Ontology annotation, molecular function: protein heterodimerization activity. Gene Ontology annotation, cellular component: transcription factor TFIID complex. Gene Ontology annotation, biological process: transcription by RNA polymerase II. NCBI's taxonomy places the organism in Eukaryota, Metazoa, Arthropoda, Insecta, Hymenoptera, Formicidae.
UCUUUCUGAUAUAUUUAAUAUAUAUUAUUAUCAUUAAAAAUUAAAAUUAACAGUGUGUGACGAAUUUGACCUGGGGUUUGCUAUAGAGACGACUAAUUGAAGAAAUUUAACCUACCUAGACUAGUAUAAAAAGUAAUGUCUGCUGAAGAACCGUACGAACAGUUUGAAGAUGAAGAGACGGAAAUUCCUAUUGGAGGUACUUUACCUGGUGGAAGGAAACGUCUCUUCUCCAAAGAACUGCGCUGCAUGAUGUAUGGCUUUGGCGAUGAUCAAAAUCCUUAUACUGAGAGUGUGGAUUUAUUGGAGGAUUUAGUUAUAGAGUUCAUAACAGAGAUGACACACCGAGCCAUGGAAAUAGGACGCACUGGACGAGUUCAAGUGGAAGAUAUUGUAUUUUUAGUGAGGAAAGACUCCAGAAAAUAUGCCAGAGUAAAGGAUCUUCUAACUAUGAACGAAGAACUUAAAAAAGCAAGAAAAGCUUUUGACGAGGUCAAAUAUGCAGAAUAACGUCAUUGAGUCCCACACCUUGGUAAGAAGAACCGCACAGUCCCAGGGGAAUGUGAUGCGUGGAAAUGUAAUCGUGGAUACGUUUUAUACGUUGAGUAUGACCCACGACGUGCUGCGGAAUACAGUCCUUCAGAACGGCAACGUUGUGUGCGACUGGUUCCUCCUCGAUACGUAAGAUAUCUCUUGUAUGAUCAAUCGCCGUUGUUAACAGGUGUUCCUCCGAUGGAUUCGCGCCAAAAAAUUUCUCAAACCAGGCGCCGCCCAUCAUGACUGUCAG